AUGACUAACUCCCUAUUAAAUUACUUUAAUUUAAAUGCUAUACUAAAUAUUUAUAAAAUAGUACUCAAUCCAAAACUAUGUUUGCCAACAAUAACAAUAAAUAAUUUUGGAGAAUUACCUAUUGCACACUUGAAAAACAAUCUAGGCAUCAAGGCUCUGGUUUUAGAUAAAGAUAACUGUUUUGCUAAACCAUAUGAAAAUAAAAUAUGGCCUGAAUAUCGUGAUUUAUGGUGGGGGAAAUUAUUAAAGGAAUUCCCACCUGAAACAUCACUUUUGAUAGUAAGCAAUAGUGCUGGAACAGAUGGUGAUCAUGGUUAUAAGCAAUGUGAUUUGUUGAUGAAAGAAACAGGCUCUGUUCCCGUUCUAAAACAUUCUGUUAAGAAACCGGGAUGCCAACAAGAUAUUUUAAAUUAUUUUAUAAAUGAAAAAAAAAUUUGUCAGAAUCCAAGUGAAAUCGCCAUUGUCGGUGAUAGAUUAUUUACUGACAUAUUCAUGGCAAAUAUGAUGAAAAGUAAAAGCGUUUGGAUUAGAGAUGGAGUGAUAAAAUCACGAUCCCCAAUAAUCAAAUUUGAAAAGCUUUUAUACACUUGGCUGAAACCAUAA
Molecule: messenger RNA, 603 nt
Organism: Saccharomycodes ludwigii
Lineage: Eukaryota; Fungi; Ascomycota; Saccharomycetes; Saccharomycodales; Saccharomycodaceae
Gene: GEP4
Product: phosphatidylglycerophosphatase
Exons: 1
Coding region: 1-603 (200 amino acids)
Biological process (GO): cardiolipin biosynthetic process
Cellular component (GO): mitochondrion
Molecular function (GO): phosphatidylglycerophosphatase activity
Source: RefSeq, a predicted model, not a curated record